This is a messenger RNA of Protopolystoma xenopodis, 615 nucleotides long. The record is from the annotation of a GenBank genome assembly. NCBI's taxonomy places the organism in Eukaryota, Metazoa, Platyhelminthes, Monogenea, Polystomatidea, Polystomatidae.
AUGUAUUCUGAUCAUACCUCUCAAGAAAUCGACUUACCUUCCGCAAUUAGCUUGAAACUAAGUUUUUAUCUCUCUUACCUUGCUUUCAACCUCCAUUUUCCUGUAGACACCGAUCGGCUUGUUUGUCCGAUUACUAAUGGCAUGGUAUGGGGUCCUGUACAGCUACAACUGGAUGAUUUACAGUCUGCUUUGCUGGCUGGAGGACGUCACUCGCGAAGGUUUGAAUUUGAUCUGACCGCUAGUCACCUAACAACUAUUGUUAACCGCUGUGAUCUGGACAUCGUAGUAUGUAGUCACUUGAUUAGCGAACCACUCCAAGUCUGCCAUUGGCCACCGGCUGAUUGUCUACAGAUCCGAUUCAACGAGGUUCCGCUCCAGCUGGAUCGCCAUCCACGCCAAUAUCAUGGUCCUCCAGUUUCCUCGACAUGUCAAGGCCAGACAUCGACUGCCCCUGCGCACAAAGUAGCUUGUGUAAAGCAACUAUGUAGGCCUGGAAGGAACUGUCUUGAGAUAUCAGUGAUCGGUCUUGGUGAGGAGCCCAACAUUCCCGGAGUUGCUGCCAAGCGACGUGCAAUCUUUAAUAUGCUCAAAACUGUUCUUCGUUCUCUUGCAUAA